GUGAGUCGUCAGACCUCAGAGACCUCCAGCUUGGCCAGUCUCCACCAGCGUCUGCUGAGCUAUGAGCCAUACCAUUGAUGUACAGGGUGGAAAAGCUUUUGGGCUGCUGAAGGCCCAGCAGGAGGAGAGACUAAAUGAAAUCAACAAGCAAUUUCUGGAUGAUCCCAAAUACAGCAGUGAUGAGGAUCUGCCUUCCAAACUGGAAGCCUUCAAGAAGAAAUACAUGGAAUUUGACCUCGAUGGAAAUGGAGAUAUCGAUAUCAUGUCUCUGAAGCAAAUGCUGGAGAAACUUGGGGUGCCCAAGACCCACCUGGAGCUAAAGAAAUUAAUCAGAGAGGUAUCCAGUGGCUCUGGAGAUACUUUCAGCUACUUUGACUUUCUCAGGAUGAUGUUGGGCAAGAGAUCAGCCAUCCUAAAAAUGAUCUUGAUGUAUGAAGAGAAAUCAAGAGAACAGGAGAAGCCAACAGGUCUGCCAGCCAAGAAAGCUAUCUCUGAGUUACCCUGAUUGGUCAGGAGGAGAUGUAGUAGGAGUGAAGGGGCUUCUAAUGAUCCCAGCAUGGAAAAAGAAGAAAAUAUUGUGAACCAGAGACAAACUAAAUUAA
This is a messenger RNA of Condylura cristata (star-nosed mole), 602 nucleotides long. It is a transcript of the gene AIF1, whose product is annotated as allograft inflammatory factor 1. NCBI's taxonomy places the organism in Eukaryota, Metazoa, Chordata, Mammalia, Eulipotyphla, Talpidae. The coding region runs from base 62 to 505 and encodes 147 amino acids. The transcript is spliced from 6 exons. The record is from RefSeq and is a predicted model, not a curated record. Gene Ontology annotation, molecular function: calcium ion binding; actin filament binding. Gene Ontology annotation, biological process: actin filament bundle assembly; ruffle assembly. Gene Ontology annotation, cellular component: actin filament; ruffle membrane.